Cooperia oncophora is the source of this 717-nucleotide messenger RNA. NCBI's taxonomy places the organism in Eukaryota, Metazoa, Nematoda, Chromadorea, Rhabditida, Trichostrongylidae. The record is from the annotation of a GenBank genome assembly.
AUGAUAGUGGAAAUGGUGUGUUCCGUCGAACUACGAGUGUCCUUGCAAGAGGUCGAGGAAUGCUUGGAGCUCUGUAUGAGGAUAUACGGGUCCACUCGCGAAGAAGCGGUUCGAGUUUCUGCGCGCGCAGCCGUCUCUCAAUCGAUAACCACCUAUUGCUCCAAUCGAUACGCGGCUGGAGAGGAGACGCAGAACUUCCUUUCGGUUUAUCUAGACGUGACGAAACUGCUCGAAAGCUACAUUGCCAAGCUCGACCAGCUGACCGUAUCGUCAGACCAGAGCGUGGUCCUUUUCGACGCCAUGAAUGCUCUCCUCAGCUCACAACCACUUGAGCGUUCAGAAGCAUACACCACUGGUGAACCUGCUGUGGUAAGCACAGUUCUGCGUUCUCUAUUAAGCGGAUGGUGGGAAAAGCUCUGUCCGUUGAUGAUUCGCUUGUUAGGGGUUCCUGAUAGAAAUGUCCCGGACCAUCCCUCGAUCAGCACCGAAGAACCUCUUGGACAAGGUCAAAUGGCUAAGUUCACGCUCAGUCCGGCAGUGGUAGCGAAUCCUGAAGCAACUCGCGUACUCUACCAGAUUUUGGAACAACUGAUCCGAAUCAUGGCCGGUAUACCAUCAGUGAAUUCAGUUCUUGAAGCUCUUUUUCACAAGGCAUUUCUCUUCCCGAAAAUUGAACAACGAGCUGAAGCGGUCAGAAUCAUUAAAAAGGUUCGUUAA